This is a messenger RNA of Entamoeba dispar SAW760, 453 nucleotides long. RefSeq lists its product as uncharacterized. Lineage: Eukaryota; Evosea; Mastigamoebida; Endamoebidae. The transcript has a single exon. The record is from RefSeq and is a predicted model, not a curated record. The coding region runs from base 1 to 453 and encodes 150 amino acids.
AUGAAAACUGACAAAGUUAUCCUUUCAGAUGAAAAGCUUUGUGAAUUAGCUAAAAUUAAUUAUAAACAACGAAAUAAAUUGAUGAAACAAGAAGAAAGGAUGAACUUAGUUGAAAAAACUUAUAAAAGAGGUUUAUCAAAGUCUGAUAUUGCUAAACCUCAUUCUCCUCAUUUGACUCGUGUCUCAAUGAAAAUCACAAGAGGAGAAACAGAUAAAUAUGUAUGUAGCAGUCCUAUUCUUCCAGAAACUAAAGACUUUGUCUCUCCUGUUUCUGAUCGUCCUUCUUCUCCAAAUAAUCAACCAUUUAAACAACAUCGCCCAACAGCUAUUUCUAGAAGUGAAACUUAUAACCCAGAAAUGAGACUAAAGUUUCUUGGUGGUAAAAGAAAAGGAGGUACAACAAAAGAAAAUGGGACUUUUUCUGCAACAACCAGUCCAGUUAAUCUUCCUUAA